Molecule: messenger RNA, 4458 nt
Organism: Suhomyces tanzawaensis NRRL Y-17324
Lineage: Eukaryota; Fungi; Ascomycota; Pichiomycetes; Serinales; Debaryomycetaceae
Exons: 3
Coding region: 1-4458 (1485 amino acids)
Biological process (GO): transmembrane transport
Source: RefSeq, a predicted model, not a curated record
AUGGCUUACAAGAAAGUGGGACCCCCACCUAAGAACCUCCCUCCCUUGCCGAGGUUAAAGAUAAGAAGACCCACAGUCGCCAAGUCCACCAACCAGUGCUUUGUGCUCAUGUCUUCGUUGUUGAACUGCUGGGCCUCCAACGGUGAAGGUGCCUUGCAAUGCUCCAGUUUCGAGCACGAUUUGAAGAGCUGUAUGGAGGUGCACAAGCCUGACCAAGAGAGAUGGAGUACCAUCAACUACCAUGCCGGAAGAUUGUAUCCUAAGUUGAGAGGAAAGUCGGUUUCAACGGACGUUGAUGACACCGUGUUAUCAAAUGGCAGCACGAAAUCCCAACUUAAUCCCAGGCAAAUGUGGGAAAGUACUCUGCAGCCCCCGAGCAUCAGCAACUCCAAGGCUCCAGCAAAGAAACUGGAUGCCGAUCUCCUUACACAAGCGUUAAAAAACCCUAUUGGAUUUCCGUUCAACGACAGAAUCAACAGAAUUGUAGCGAUAUACAAAGAUUACAGAUGCCUACCAGCCGCAAGUAAAAUAGGACUCGUUGACCUGGAAACCCAGUACCGAAUGGAAAAGGAUGGCCGUUGGAUGGAAUUCGAAUAUCAACUGCUUGUGGACUCCUACAUUUACAGAGAAAUCCCUUCUCUACACCAAGCGAAAGCAUGGAAGAAGAAGAUGGCAUCAGUCCACCCUAAUGUCGUCAUACCAUAUUUAAAUAUUGUUACAGUACCAAGGAAGGAGUAUUGCCACUUCAGAAUUACCCAGAGUUGCAACAACAUCCAUCACUUAGAAAGUUCCAUCAAGGCGUAUAUGAAAAACCAAUUCCAAUCUAAAAAGAAACUUCGCACUUUAUUGGAAGAAGAUCUCGCAUUUACCUCGACGAGACUUACAAGGGCCAUACCAGGCACUAACGAUUGGGCUGACCUCACCCAGAAGAAAGGUGACUUGAAGUCAGAGAUUAGAGACACAGCAAAGUGGACCCACUUCUUUAAUGUAGGUUUUAAUACCCCAGAAGUCAACAUCUUAAACAACACCGUUAAAUUCGGCGUUAUCCCUCUCAACGAUGAUGCAAAAGAAUUUGAUGAGGAAGCGAAAUGGAUCAAGCAACAAUAUGCUAAUGCAAUCAUCCCCGUUGUGGACGAAAAGGGCGAUUCAGUAGAGGACUUACCUUACCGCUUAGAAUAUGAGGAACCACGCGUCAACUACAUGAUCGUGAAAUUCGACAUCUGGAAUCAAAUAUCAAGAAUGUGGAAAGACGUCUUGAUAGACAAACACUUCUUCCAAUCCGAGGAAGAACCAGUCAUCAUAGCUGCAGAACAGAUCACAAGUAGCCACUCUGCGUUUCUACAGGCCUCAGAGUGUAGCGUGGACCGUGACCUGGUCCCGCUACUGCCGUUCGUCAUCGAUGGCGCCUUGGACGAGAAGUCCCAGAAGCUCAAGUUCUUCAUCAACUCCAUGGUCAUAGACCCCACGUUCGAGGGUCCAGACCGCAGAAACACCCUGGCGCCAGAGUACGCCAAGCUCGCCAAGCCUGUCAUUACAGACGUGGAUCCCUCCACAAACAGAUACACCACGUUCCACAUCGAAAUCGACUUUAUGGGCAAAACCUUCAUCAACGAAAACAGGCGUUUCUGCGACAUGGUACUAGUCAAAGACACAGAGGCGUUCGAAAACGGCCCUCGUUUCCAUCCACCCACUCCCGUGGUCAACACGUCCGACGAACGUCCGACUCUCACCAGAGGCAUGUAUCCCAGUGGGUUUUCCCAGAAUAGGACCUACCAGUCAGGCUCUGCUUCCAAGAACAGAAACCACCGAAGAUAUUUGCUCGACUACACGUCAGACUCGGAUGUCGACGGCGAGGGCACUGAAAUCGACGUGAACCAGCCGUCUGGACCUGCCAAUUUGGCCAACUCCAACGCCAGCAUCGAGUACAUUUUCGACGAGCUUGACGGCGUGUUGGAGCACUGUCCGUUGUACGACGGCGACUCCAUCGUCAUGUACUACGAGGCCGACAUUUCACGGCAUUUCCACCGUUUGGGUUCCUACACCGUCAAAUUCUCAGUGGUUUCCAACGACAAAGAUUCCCAGAUGAUCGGAUGCAGUCGAGUCUACGUGACUCCAGUCCAGACAGACACCAUCUCAAGUGCCCUCAUCAUCGGCAUCGUGGUGUUGCUCGUGGUCACAGGCUUCGUCAACGCCUUCACCAUGGUGUACUCGUCGUACCAGGAAUCUUCCAACCCCUGCUUAUUCCAGGCGUCCACCAUCUGCAACGAAAACCUCUUGAAACAGUUGGAUGCAACCGUACCACGCAUUAUUCUCUAUCUCCAAUUUGCACUCUUCAUCGGAGGCCUCGACCUCCAGUACCCUGGCUUCUACCAGCCCCUCAUCGGUGAAAUUCGUUGGUGUGCAUUGUUGGGAUACAACAUCAUCAACAGCAGCAAGGGCAAGAAAGGCGUUCGUCUGGACAACAUCUACCGUACGUUCAAUCUCGGAGGCCUCAAGCGGUUGACUAUCUUGUCGACAGAUCUUUCGGACCACUACAGCUGGGCCAACUUCAUUCUCUGCUUCGUGAUCUGGUUAUUCGUUCAGUGUGCGUUGAUCCAGCUUCUCUUGGGCUUGAAGAAGAUGGUUGACAUCUUGAUCAAAAAAUUCAACAAAAACAAGACAAAAGAGAGUCUCCUCAACGAUCACGCCGACUUCGACUUCACGAUACUGAAAAGCAUUUGUUUCAUGCUUGGCCAUGUGCUAGAGUCAUUUUUGGUGCUCUUUGCUUUGCCUUUCUUGGUGUUGACCACUUCGGUGUUCUACAACUCAGCAAACGUGUAUGGCCGUCAUUUCUACCCAAAUCUCAGGGCCUUGGAAACGAAUGCUUUCAGUGUGACUACCCCAUACCUGACCAUGUUUGAGCCGUACUUGUUGUACUACGAAACCAAAAACUCAAAUCGCACAUUGGGUGACAUUGGAGGCUCGUUGUUCAACCUCACAGACGAAAAUACCAAUAUGACCAUGGCGUUGUUGGUUUCCAAUUAUAACAGUGUCCCUAUUCCAGUGACAGUCUUUGCCAGUCUUCUCUUUGCGUUGUGGCUUGGAUUGGCAAGCUACUUCAUUUUCAACUACCUCAUCAGCUUCAAAAAAUGGGGCAUAAUUGCCAACAAAAAGGUGUCAAGACUUUACACCUCCAUCAAGACUGUGAUGUUGUGGGGAUUCGUCUACCAAACAUACCAUCCAGGGAGGUUGUACUUCAUCAUUAGCACCACUUUGUCCCUCGUGUGUAAGCUGCUUGUCAUUGGUUGCUUGCAGAACAGCGGACUCUUCCAGGUGGCUAUAUUGAUCAUCUUGGAGUUCUUGGAAGUCGCUUCUUUGUUUAUCAUCAGGCCCAACUACGUCAGUUUGCGCAGAGUGUCUGCAGUUUGGAUUUUACCAGUUGCCAGAUUAUUGGUUACAAUUCUUUGUAUCACUUAUGUGAAGGAGUUGGGGUUGAGUGAAUCCGUGAGAACUUAUGUUGCCUAUUCUCAAUUCCUCAUCCAUGUGGUUGUGGCAUUAGUUUUCAUCAUUCAAUUGUGUUACUGCUUCGUCAUAACCAUUCUCUCCAUCAUCAAGACGAACAGGGCCAGAAAACAAUACGCCAAGUACUCGUACAAAAAUGGUAAACCCAACACUUUGGAUGAUUAUCAAAAGGAGUUCGAGUACCAACCAGUUCAGAUCCCAAUAACUCCUGUAGUUGCAACUCCUUUGCCAGACAUGUCAUUGAAAGAUGAAAAAUACAACCAGUUUGCAUAUUCUCAAGCGGGAAAGAAAUAUGGUGGAGGGGUCUUUCAAGAGCACGAAGAUGACGAGGACGACGAAGACUUGUACUACAGAAGUACUAGUCACAAUAACACAGACAAAUCAUGUCUGCCAGGUGCUACAACUAUUUCACAGACCAACGAAGUCGACGAGCAUGAAAUGGCAUCAAUAGGCGCCACCUCUGAUACUCAGUCGUUCAGAAGGUUACAGUACUUUUCCAAUUUGAGAAAACAGAAGAAUGACUACAGAGUUAGGGAAGGCGACUACAUCUACACGAAGUACUUUGUUGACGAUUCAAUUGACCCCGAAAUAAAGGCGUUGUGGGAUUCUAGACAAAAUAGAAAUAAAAACAUCAACCGCCAAUAUCAAAUGCACGCAGGAGGUCAACAUCCAGAUAUGCCUUACAAGAAGCCAGAAUCAGACCCUGGUUUCUUGACAAACCUCAUCACAGUUUUAAAACCAAAACCUAAAGAAAAAGGUUUUCAUGUCUCAAGACCAAGACAAUUGAUAGUCAAGAAAUUGUCAGAGGUGCAUCAGAGUGAGACUGAGAGUGAGAGCAAUGAGAUGGCAGACACUUCUGAAGAUAGCUCAUACUUACAGUUGCAUGAGUCCAAGAUUGAGUCCGAUAUGAGAUGCAGCAAAACUCUUUCCAGUGGCUCCGAACAGCAUGAAGAAUAA